Molecule: messenger RNA, 2829 nt
Organism: Coniophora puteana RWD-64-598 SS2
Lineage: Eukaryota; Fungi; Basidiomycota; Agaricomycetes; Boletales; Coniophoraceae
Product: LAG1-DNAbind-domain-containing protein
Exons: 4
Coding region: 1-2829 (942 amino acids)
Biological process (GO): regulation of transcription by RNA polymerase II
Cellular component (GO): nucleus
Molecular function (GO): RNA polymerase II cis-regulatory region sequence-specific DNA binding; DNA-binding transcription activator activity, RNA polymerase II-specific
Source: RefSeq, a predicted model, not a curated record
AUGGACUUUUCGUCCUCUGCAGCCCACCAGGGUCAGCCACCCCACCAUCCACCCAACGCCCUCUACGGCCAGCCAGACCUCGAUAACGCGUUCUCCCCCAUCCACUCUGUCGACAACAACUCCCCAGCUCACCCCCACAUCUCGAACCACUCAUUCGACCAGCAGGAGGGCAUGGACGUGCCAGAGCUCUUCACCAACGGCGCCAACAACUUCUCCUCGAGGUACCGCGCCAGCUCCGCAUCCUCUUCAGGGCCCAGCUACGGCCUCUCCUCCGAAAAUGUCUACAAUCACACCAACUUCGGCGACUCACAGGGCUCGUUCGGCAACUCCAAUGGCAACCCGUACGAACUUAUGAGCGUCCCCUCCAGCUACAGCAGUGGCAAGGUUUCCCCGCUUAGCCCCACAGACCCCAUGACGGGCAUCCAGCAGUCCCCAGUUUUCCCCCAGUCGUCAGGGAUGAACGGGUCCAACAACCAUUCUUUCAGCGAUAUCCUCCAGCAGGACAACGGCCGCCGUAUUCCCAGCAUGAGCGGCCCGGGUGGUUACCACUCUGAGCCGUUCCAGGACGACUUCGCGAUGAGCAACGGCGGCAGUUAUCCCCCGUCGGCACUACAUCACUUCCAGCAGCGCAUGAGUGCGGGCGACCCGCGCUUCGCUCACGGCUCCCCCAUCUCGUCACAUAUGCAGCACGGCUCCCCCGACUUGUACCACAGCGUCUCUCCUCAGGAUACCAAUCCCUCUUUCCGACCAUCGUAUUACUCCGAGGACGUGCAGUAUAUGCAGGCCGGACGGCAUCCUGGGAUGCCCAUGCUCGACUUCCCGGGCAUGCGUCCAGGCCAGCCAGGCAUGGGCGCAUCGAACGAUCUCCAAACAUUUAUCCGCCCCUACCUAGAUCAGUACGUGCGGACGCCGAAUCGGCUCGCGUUUGGAGAGCGGACCGUGAUCGUGAUGUCGAGCAAGGUCGCGCAGAAGUCGUACGGCACGGAGAAGCGCUUCCUCUGCCCACCGCCGACGGCUAUCAUGAUUGGCAACUCGUGGUGGACGGACGUGGUGCGCCGCGGAGAAGAACCCAAGCUGUGUCCGCCACGCGUGACGAUCUGCAUCUCGGGCGAGCCCGUCCCGCAGGAGGGCUCGAUCGAGUGGACGUCUGCCUCGGGCAAGAUCUUCGACGUCAACGACGCGCCCACGGGCACGACGUACAUUGGGCGGUGUGUCGGGAAGCAGCUCUUCAUCUCUGAUGUCGACGAGAAGAAGAAAAAGGUCGAGGCGCUCGUCAAGAUCACUGCGCCGUCGUCGGACGAUGAGCCCGAGCGUGUGAUUGGGACCUUCCCUUCUCGGCCCAUCAAGGUUAUCAGCAAGCCCAGCAAGAAGCGGCAAAGCGCGAAGAACCUUGAAUUGUGCAUCAACCACGGCUCGACGAUCUCGCUGUUCCACCGGCUGAGGUCACAGACGGUGUCCACCAAGUACCUCUGCGUUUCCGGCUCAGGAUCCUCGUUCAAGGGUUCUGAUGGUGCUCCACUCAUGGGUAUCGACGCCCGUGUUCGCUCCAAUACGCCAUCUUUCAUCGCCCGCACUGCCAGCUGGGAUCCAUUCGUGAUGUACAUCGUCGAUGUCAACAAGCCGGCUGGCGGACUCGAGGUCCCCCCGCCUCCACCACCGCAGCCUGAUUAUCCAUCUCCCCCGCCCAACGCGAUCCCCUUCCCCACGAACGGCUCGCAGAUUCCGAUCUACUACAACCAGACCGUCGUGCUGCAGUGCCUCGUCUCUGGCGUCGUCUCGCCAGUGCUCAUCAUUCGCAAGGUCGAUCAUCAGACCACUGUGGUUGGCGGUGGCCUCCAGGAGGGCGCCAAGGGCGUCGCAGAUCACUACUGCGCGCUCAGCGAAGUCUGCGGCGACCCCGUCUCGCAGCUGCACAAGAUCGCGUUCGAGGUGUAUGACCCAGCGAAGGGCAUGCCUGAGCCCGGCACGCCCGGCGCGACCGGUGCGUUCCUCUCGUGCAUGGGCGAGAAGGUGAACACGUACCGCCCCGUCGACGGGCGGCAGUGGAACACGCCCCCCUUGCCGACGUCGCCGAUUCUGCCUGGCUCGCCUGUUGUUUCGACGCCUGUGUCUAUGGGCGGUAACGGGGACUACUUUAACGGCGCGCCGGGCGCGACGAGCGUGACGAGCGAGCCGGCCUCGCCGUCGUCAUCAAACGACUUUACCAACGAUGGCGGAAGAGUCAAGAAGGGCAAGCGGUCGACGUCGAGCGCCGGUGGCUUGGGCAAGAACCCGACCAAGGGCCGGCGGCGGCCUACGUCGGCCGGCUCCGUGUCAUCACGAAGGGGUUCUGGGAGCGACGCGGGCGCGUCCUCGGGAGCGCUCUGGCAGAUCGACAUCGGCGAGACGAGCGUGUGGACCAUUGUCGGUACCGACCAGGUCCGGUAUAACUUCUACGUCCCGCCCGUGCUGUUCGACAACCAGAACGCGCCGCAGACGGGCUCGUUCCCGAUCCCGACCAAGCCCGUGACGCCGUUCCCGGGCGUCGUUAAGUACCUCCCGCCCGACCGCGCGGCGGAGGCGCCCAAGUCGAACUGCGCGCAGUCGCGCGGCGUGCUCGCGAAGCCGCAUCCGCAUAUCAGCAAGAUGUUGACGGUGUACGGGGAGAACUUCAACAAGGCGGACCCGGUGCACAUCUUCUUCGGCGCGGAGCCGUCGCCGUACGUCGAGAUACGGUGCACGGAGGUGCUCGGCUGUCUCCCGCCUGAACAGCAGGUGCCCAAGCGUCGCUCGAUCAUCAUGAUUCGCCCUGAUGGGGUGGUGUUCCCGUCGAGCGUGAUGUUCCCUUAG